This is a messenger RNA of Lycium ferocissimum, 1881 nucleotides long. Its product is annotated as GDSL esterase/lipase At1g09390-like. The transcript has 5 exons. Gene Ontology annotation, molecular function: hydrolase activity, acting on ester bonds. Lineage: Eukaryota; Viridiplantae; Streptophyta; Magnoliopsida; Solanales; Solanaceae. The coding region runs from base 622 to 1731 and encodes 369 amino acids. The record is from RefSeq and is a predicted model, not a curated record.
CGGAACGCUUUCCUUGAAGCAAUGUUUGUCGUGGGAUUGUAUGUAAAUAGCUUUAGUAGAUAUGACAAGUAUCCCUGUUUUCUAAUGCAUAAAAUAAAAAGAUCUUUAGGCUUUCUUGAUAUCUAAACUCCAAUAUUUCAGAAUAUUUUCCUUGCAGUUACUUUUUCUUUUCAGUUACUUGAUUCUUUAUUUAUGUUUAGUUUCAUAAUAAAUGACAUGAAAGUUGUAACGUUUUCUAAAAUUGCCAUUAUCUUCAGUUUUGUUUCGGUUUAACAAUUCAUUAAUAGGCUAAUUAAAAUCGUCUCCAAUAAAUAGUAGUUACUCUUGUUGGUUUCUAUGUUAUCUGUUAUAGAAUUCAGACUAUCCUUAAUUACGUAUACAUAAAAUUUCUUAUUUUGUUUAUCUAAUAUCAACUAACCUUACACUGUUUAUGUUCAUAAAAUUCUUCUUUUUAUUUUGUGAAAGGGAUCAAAAUAGUUUUUUUUAAUUCAAUAUCAAGAGAAAUCAAUCUUCGCAUAGUUACUUUUACAACUUUUUUAGAGAUAAAUUAUCACUUAAUCUAUUUUUAGCCUCAAUUUUACUCAAAUUUGAUCAGGGUUUGUUUUCUAAAAAGGAUGUUUGAUGAUGGAUUUGAAGGAAAGAAUAUUUUGCCUUCUCUCUUUUGCAAUUUCCAUUUUACUUGGUCUUUUUUUCCCUUCAUCUGUUGAUUCACUGUGCAAUAAAAAUUUAGUAAUUAUAAAUUUUGGAGAUUCAAAUUCUGAUACAGGUGGCUAUGUUAUAGUACGUGGCAUGAUCGGACAACUUCCAAAAGCACGCACCUUUAAUCAUGAUUUAGCUGGUCGAAUGUGUGAUGGCAGAUUAAUUAUUGAUUUUCUAUGUGAAAGUGUGGGAAAUGAGUAUUUAACUCCAUUUAUGGAGUCAAUAGGCACAAACUUCAAAAAUGGUGUUAAUUUUGCUAUUGCUGGUUCUAAAACUCUUCCAAGAUUAGUUUCUUUCAAUUUGCCAAUCCAAAUUGCCCAAUUCCAUCGGUUUCAAUCUCUUUCUCUUGAGUUAUUUGACAAAGGUGAUGGAAAUUUGCUAGGAGAUGAAGAUUUAAGGAAUGCACUUUACACAAUUGAUAUUGGACAAAAUGAUUUGGAUGGAAUAUUUGGUGGUCUCUCAUAUGAAAAAGCUAGCCUCAAAAUUCCUGAUAUCAUUUCUGAAAUUGAAAAUGCUAUAAAGGCAAUUUAUGAACAAGGUGGAAAGUAUUUUUGGGUACACAAUACAGGGCCAUUAGGGUGCUUGCCUAAAUCACUUGCAACUUAUAAGAAAUAUGAGAAUGAUUAUGAUGAGCAUGGAUGCUUAGUUUCUCUAAAUAAAGGUGCAAAAAUAUUCAAUGACAAACUUCAACUCCUUUGUGAAAAAUUAAGAGAUGAAUUGAAGAAUAUCACCAUUGUGUAUGUUGAUAUCUUCUCCAUCAAAUAUGAUCUCAUUGCCAACGCUUCUAGUUAUGGGUUUGUGAAUCCAUUGAUGGCGUGUUGUGGAUAUGGAGGGCAACCAUACAACUUUGAAUCAAACAACAAAUGUGGGCAAGGAAAUUACACAAUCUGUGAGGAUAGAUCCAAGUACAUUAGCUGGGAUGGUGCUCACUAUACAGAAGCAGCUAAUGGAUUUGUUGCCUCCAAAAUACUUUCAACACACUACUCUACACCUCCACUUAAGUUCAAUAAUUUUUGCAACAUCGCACCUUGAUAUGGUACUAAAGACACCUUGUUAAUCAAUGAGAUAGUACAGUUUUGUUCUGGUUAAAAAUCUAGGGUGAAGAUUUUAUGGUCCAUGACAGAUGUUCUUUUAGUUAUAUGACUCUUUUCAUAGGAGAUCAGAAAAAUAAAACACUGUGAA